UUAAACAGUUAACGGUCGAAUCGACAGGUUUAAACAAGUUUACAGGUGUUUGGCGUCUGUUGAUCUUAUAAAACAAAUAAAAGUUUUUAUAUUAAAUAUAAAAAAAGUGAAAAUUAAUUAUUAAUAAAAUGGAAGAGUUUAAAACACCAACAAGCAAAAGAUUUCGCAGUCGGUUUGAUGUAGACAAUUUAAGUCCAUUAAAAAUACCUGCGACGCCUUUUUUGAAACAAAUAGGUUAUGGAUGUGGUGUCAAUGUAUUUACACUUGAAAGAUCACCCAAGGUCGGAUUCGCGCGAUCACCGUGGGCAAUAAAAAAAAGAAACGCAAAUUUAUCGAAAGAUAUUAAGUAUGAUUUGAGAAUAAAAUUUGAAGCUGAUAUUCUCAGGAGUUUAAAUCACCCGAAUAUUGUUGGAUUUCGUGCUUUAACUUUGUCGGAGACGGGAAUUCCAUGUCUUGCUAUGGAAAAAUUAGAUCAAUCUUUAGGAGAUUUGAUUGAAGAAAGAGUUGACACUGAACAAGAUCCGUUCAAAGCCGAAGAUAUUGAGUUUGUUGGUUACGAAAUAGCCAAAGGCUUGGAUUAUUUGCAUCAUACUGUUAAUAUUUUGCACGGUGACCUCAAGAGCUACAAUAUUUUAAUUAGGAACAAUAUGAAGAUAAUAAAAAUUUGUGAUUUUGGAGUAUCAGUGCCAAUUGACAAGAAUAUGGUCAUGAACGAUGGGUUUAUUUACACUGGAACUGAGUGUUGGAAUGCUCCAGAAGUCAUAAGUGAGGAAGGCCCAAUCACAAAUAAAACAGACAUGUGGGCAUAUGGACUAAUACUCUGGGAAAUGAUUGCCUUGUCGCCUCCACAUGUUGACACUGGAGAAGAGUUGAGUGAAUCUAUAUUGAACAAUUCAAUGGAUUCUGUGAUUGGUGACGAGAACACAAAUCCCAAUAAUAGUGAGCUGCUUGACAGUAGUUUGCUUCAAGAUAUAAAAGUCAAUGAAAAUUUAGGAACACGACCAGCUUUGCCAGCGAUUUACAUUGGACCAGAAUACGAUCACAUACUUGAAAUAUUUACUUUAUGCACUGACCAAGACCACAAAACUCGUCCGAGUGCAAGAGGUGUUGUCAUGUAUUUUCAGAAUUCGAUUUUCAAGCCUUCCAGUGGCAGUAAAUAAGUUUUGAACACGUUUAUUUUUUAUUACUAUCUUAAGGUAUUUUUUGAAGAAUUUAUCAGUAGCCUUGUAUGACAAUAUUUAUAAGAAAAUAGCAAUUAGCAGUAGAAUAAUAAUUAUAAUGCCGAGUAUGAUAAGUAACUUUGUUUUUCUCUGAAAAAAAAAAAAUUAGGAAUUAGUAAUUAGUUUUUUCAAUUAUUUAACUAAUAAUUUAUGUUACUUUUCGAUUUCUGCGACGUCUUUUUUCGGCUUUUGUAAGAUCACAACGGCCACCUUCUACGUCGUCUGUUGCUUUACAAGCAAAAUAUUCAACACAAUUUAGUUGCUCACCCUAAAAUAUGUAUAUUAUAAUAUAAUAAAGAAAACGUUAAGUAUUAAA
Cotesia glomerata is the source of this 1536-nucleotide messenger RNA. RefSeq names its product lymphokine-activated killer T-cell-originated protein kinase. Gene Ontology annotation, molecular function: ATP binding; protein kinase activity. Gene Ontology annotation, cellular component: cytoplasm. Lineage: Eukaryota; Metazoa; Arthropoda; Insecta; Hymenoptera; Braconidae. The transcript is spliced from 5 exons. The coding region runs from base 129 to 1160 and encodes 343 amino acids. The record is from RefSeq and is a predicted model, not a curated record. Gene Ontology annotation, biological process: signal transduction; protein phosphorylation.